Carassius auratus (goldfish) is the source of this 4528-nucleotide messenger RNA. Its product is annotated as GTPase IMAP family member 7-like. The transcript is spliced from 3 exons. Gene Ontology annotation, molecular function: GTP binding. The record is from RefSeq and is a predicted model, not a curated record. Bases 848 to 1762 code for a protein of 304 amino acids. NCBI's taxonomy places the organism in Eukaryota, Metazoa, Chordata, Actinopteri, Cypriniformes, Cyprinidae.
AUGGCGUCUACAGGGUCAGAUCAAUAGUUAAGAUUAAGCUCGGUUCUGUUUUCAGUGCUGGAGAAUAAAAUAUACAUUCGUAGAUGUUUUGUUAGCACAUAAACAUUAUCUUGCACAUUUUAUCUCCACAACAGGUAAGUUUAUAGUGUUCGCUAUUCCCAAUCCAGAAGACCGCAUACACAGACUAUGUCUGUGACUAUGUUUCAGGGUUAUAAUGGGAAUAUUAUUGGUUUUAUUGUAAACUAUACUGGUGUCUAUUUGAUGGAUUCUAUUGAGAAUGAGGAGAUGCGUCACGGUAGCUUGCUGUCACGUGACGAAUUGAGCCCGCCCACCAUUUUGGGAGGAUACGCUAUCGGUUGCCAGGGGCAACAGUGUAAGAGCGAUACAGAGACGGAUACAAAUUGUAACGGAUAUACGGAUAGAAAUUACGAGAAAUUAUAUAAAUAAAUACAUAUAUAUAAUAUAGAAAUUAAGAAGAAAUUGAGAAGAAUGCGACAAAAGAAAAGGGUCCUUACAGGGAGAAACUUACUACCAAUGCCAAACAGAGGUAUUUAGAGAAACUGGCUAAUAUUAAAAACGUCGACCCAUACGAGCUGCCUGCAGCUGAAUGGAACAAAGACCUACACUCUUUACCACCUUGCACUUACAUGGAAAUAGUUAAUUACUUGGUUUUUGGCAUCAGUUAUUACACUAUGCUAGAAUUCAAAAGCCUGAAAUCCUUGGAAAGUUACGAGACAUUCUGCUGCGGCUGGGUGCGCGACUUGGUCAUCUACAAGCCCCCAAACUGUGAAAACACCAUUGUACUGGCAAUGGAAGAAGGGGCAGCUUUAUUUUUGAUAAACCGAACAUGUCUAUGAGACUGGUGCUGGUGGGAAUCACUGGAGCAGGUAAAAGCUCCUCCGGAAACACCAUCCUGGGCAGAAAAGCCUUCAGAGUUGCCAAAAGCCCUUCAUCUGUGACCAAAGAGUGCUCGAAAGAGACCGAGAAUGUGGCUGGAAGAGAGAUCACUGUAGUAGAUACACCGGGCAUGUUUGACACUGAUAUUUCAGAGGAGCAGCUCCUGAUACAGAAGAUCAGUAAGUGUAUAAACAUGACAGCACCUGGACCUCACGCCAUCAUCCUGGUCAUUAAAGUGGAUACGUUCACUGAGGAAGAGAAACACUCGGUGGAGAAGAUCAGAGCCAUAUUUGGAGAAGAAGCAGAUAAACACACCAUCGUCCUCUUCACUCACGGGGAUGAACUGACCGGCUCUAUUGAAGAGUUCAUGGAAGCCAACGAGGCUCUGCAGGAAAUCUUGAGUCGCUGUGGGGGAAGACAUCAUGUGUUCAACAAUAAAGACAUGGAGGAUCGUAAUCAGGUGGUGGAGUUCCUGCAGAAAGUAGAUGCUAUAGUCACUGCUAAUGGAGGAGAACAUUACACCAGUGACUCUUACCAGGACGUGGAGCUCAUGCUGAAAACUAAACCAGAGGAACUGAAGAAGGAGUAUGAGAAGAAACUACAAGACAUUCAGAGAGACCUGGAGGCCAGAUUUACUGAAGAGAUGAAGAAACUACAGGAGAGAAUAGAGACACUGACAGUGUCUGAGCAAGAGAAAGAAGAGAAGAUCAAAGAGCUGGAACAACUGAACAAGUGUAAAAUGAGAGAGUACAAGCGUUAUUAUGAAACCAAGCUCAGAGAGGCCAGACAGGAGGCAGAACAGACCUGUACUCAUCCAAAUAUAAUACAAAAGAUCUUUCAGAAGAUUCGCAAAAUCAAAUCUUAAUCACAUUCUGGUAAUAUGUAUAUCUGUGUUAGCCGCAGUCAAACACACCUGAAGCAUCUAGGAUUUCAGGACUGUUGAUAAUUACAGACAGGUGUGAUGGAGGAUUUAAUUACAUUGGAACUGAAGUCUGCAGAACAGUAGCUCUCAAUACGCUUACAAACCCCUGAUAUACAGUAUGUGUAACAUUUGUAAUAUGUGUAUAUAUGUACCAUUUAACUACCAUUCAUCAUGUUAAUGUACCAUUUAUCUGGGUACUGUAUAGAGCAGUAGUAAUGCGCCGGUCUGGGUUUUUUCCAACCCGCGGGUCCCGCUUUCAUUAAAUAAUUUGGCCCGCCCCAUCCCGCCCUGCAAAUAAAGUAAAAUUUCUUGACCCCCCCCCGAGCUGCCCCGCGCAUCGGGGACAUCAAGGAAGUUACGUUGCUACUUAGACCUUUGUAUCGUAACCUUAUCAAUAUAGGCUAUAGGUAAUUGCACUAUGAUGGUUCGUUCGUAAACAAAACUUUUAGGUGAACGAAUCGUUCUCGUUUACGUAAUCCACUGAUCAUAGACAGUAAAACAGUAGUUCCUCCCACAGCAGCGCGCGAGCAGCUCGUGAACAGCUCUGUGAACUGUUUCAUCCUGUCAAAAGAAAUGGUCACUGAUCGAAUCAGUGAAUGAAUCAUUUUGGUGAACGAACUGAAAAUCAGCGAAUCUCUUGAAAGAAUCAAGAUGUCCACCACUAAAUUCCAUGCAACUUAAAUGGAUUUAAAAAAAAAAAAUUUUAAUGACCCGCCCCACAAUAAAGUGCCAAUUUCUUAACCCGCCCGCCCCGCCCCGCGGGUUAUGAGACGACCCGCGCAUCACUAAUGAGCAGGGCUGUCCAAACUCAUCCUGGAGGGCCGGUGUCCUGCAGAGUUUAGCUCCAACCCUAAUCAAACACACCUGAACCAGCUUAUCAAGCUCUUACUGGACAUAUGGUGCAUUCUCGCCGAGUGGCAACCUCCCGCUCUCUCUCUCUUGUGAAGCCAACACGGAAGUGACUUAAUCUGUAAUUCAUCGACUGGCUGCAGAAGGGAGUCAGUCCCAUAGACUCCCCAUGUUAAAACGCCCAACUUUACAGCAGAAAAAAACAUGUUUACAGCCUGGUGCAAACAAUGAUAUUGGUCUAAAUAGCUAAUUUUGCCCUUCAUGACAGUGAGGGGGGUGAGUUGUUUUUAAUAACUCAUCCAUUUCAAUGAUAUUAAGCCUAAAAGUUCUGCAUAAUUAAGGGCAUGACCCAGGGCUUAAAGUUCUCCAUGGGUUCACCUACCAGUGGUAUGAGAGGAGCACAGCUUUCACUCUACACCAAACUAACAUUACUAGCCAAUCUUAUAAAUGUGAGAGCGCAUAAUAGUGCAACAAAAAGCAGCGAUGCGCAGUGGUCAAAGAUGUCCAUCUCGCGCAUAUUUACAUAGAAUAACUAAUUAAAAAGCAGCAGAGCUUUGUAAACAGCUAAGUGUAAUAAUGUCAUCUCCGUAAAACAUUGUUUUUUGAAAAGGUCCUGUUCACACGUGAUCUAUUAAUAGUAACUUACCGGUGAUUUACCAGUAAAGACUGUAUGUGUGGAAGGGGUUAAACUCUUCCUCUGUAUACGCUGUGAAUGUGAAUUUACGUUCAUGUGGCAAAACGUGCAUUAUCUCACUAGAUUUGUUAUGUAAAUCAUUUACAAACCUUAGCCAACACAGGAGAAUACAUCAACCUUGUCUAAAUAUGCCAUGAAUUGUACAUUGCGAUUUCAAAAUAAGUUUCUGUUAGUUAUUAAAAUAAAGUGGAUUUAAACCGCAUUUAAUCACGCGGUAAAGUGAAACAUCACCAGGCCGUUAUAAUGUAUUGGUAUAUUACAUUAUGUAUUUUAUUUUUCUUUAUUUCUUCAUUUAUUUAAAAAAAAAAAAGGACAGUUGUACAUUAAUCAAAAUGUGUGAAUGUUAAUGUACCCAAAGGAUAGUUUUCAUUGGUAGGAAAACUAGAGAAAAAAUGAAAAUAAAAAAGAAGCAAAAUAGAAAAAACAAUAACAACGAAAUUCAACCAAAAUUUAAGCAACAAAUUAUACAAUUUGACAAAAAAAUGAAAAAAUAAAUAAAUAUGUAUUAAACCAAUUAAAAUAAAGAGCAGCUUAUUAACAUUUAUAAACAACAUUAAUGUUCUAUAUAACUGUUGGUUAUGAAGAAGCUAUUUCUUAAAAUGUUGCUUAAGUUAAAUGAUGUACAUUCUCUAAUUAAUUGUGGUAUUGAAUUCCACUGAUGUGAUGCUCUAAAUGGAAAAGACAGCUUGACCAAACAAGGUUUUUCUAUGUGGAAUUAUGCAGUCAGCUUUAGCUGCACGUCUAGUUACUCUGUUUUCAAUAGAUUAAAAUGUAAUAAAAUCAACUAGAAGAGGAGGAGCUAAACCAUACAUACUCUUAUGAACUACACAAACUUUUCUAAACUUGAUGUGAUCAAACCUGAUGUUUUCCCAGCUGAGCAGGUUAUGUAUAUUUAAUAUAUGACGAUGGUAAUGUUUUUUUUAUUUAUUUUUUUUUAUUAAUAUUUUUAUUAAAUUGCAUGUUUGUACAGUAAUUCCAAUGGUUUUAUAAUAAUGUGUAUUAGACCAACUUGUCAGACAAUAAUUAAUAUGAGAAAGAAUCAUAGAAUGAAUGAAAAUAUAAUUUUUUUAGCUUCAUUUGAUCAGAUUUGAACAGUGUUGUUCAAUACAGUCAUGUAAUUCCUUGGUUUUGAUAUAAAAAUAUGAAAUAAAAAUUUGAGCAAAUUA